AUGACGGAGCAACAACUCUCCACAAAGUACAAGAAAUUAGCCAAGGUGAAUUUGGGCGAAGAUUUCAAAAAUGAUUCGGCUCAUUGUGAGGCAAUGCAUGAUGAAUUUCUACUCAUGUUUCUUCGACAGUGCAAAUUUUCUCACUCCAAGGCCCAGGCCAGAUUGGAUAACUUUUGUACCCUCUCAACUAGGAAGUGCGUUGGUGACUACAUUUGGGCUACUCCGGUUGAUCUGCAAUCCAAGAGACUUGAAUUACAUGUUCCUUUGGGCUAUAUGGAAAGUGGUCCGAUGGUGGUGGCUAUUCGACCAAGGGUUUUGAAUCAAGAAGAAAUGAGUAUUGCAGAAGCCUUCUACUUUGCCUACAAAGUGAUAUUUAUGGUCAAUUCAGAUCCGAGAGCUCUGAUUGGAGGCGUUGUUUUAAUUCUGGAUUCAACUGGAUCAACUUCCAAGAAUGUCAUCAGUGAUCCUAAUAUUAUUCGGUCGAUGCUCCACUUUGUCCAGAUGCUGCGCUGUGGUUCAGAUAUUAAGGUCGCUUUGGAAGCUGAACCUGGUCUAAAGGCAGUGCUACCAUCGGAUUUAGGAGGAGAUGGAAAGUCCUACAAGGAACUUGCCGAAGCAAAUAAGAAAAAUUUCCAUGCUUUCUACUCAAAUGGCGACAAGACGGGAGAGAUCAAGGUGGAUGAGUCGAAGAGACCCAGCACAGCGAAAGACUUCUUACACGAAUACAAGGACUAUGAUGUGGGCGUCAUGGGAAAGAGCGGAACAUACGUGAAGAUAGACGAUGAAAUAUAA
Molecule: messenger RNA, 792 nt
Organism: Rodentolepis nana
Lineage: Eukaryota; Metazoa; Platyhelminthes; Cestoda; Cyclophyllidea; Hymenolepididae
Source: the annotation of a GenBank genome assembly